Molecule: messenger RNA, 958 nt
Organism: Syngnathus typhle (broad-nosed pipefish)
Lineage: Eukaryota; Metazoa; Chordata; Actinopteri; Syngnathiformes; Syngnathidae
Gene: glod5
Product: glyoxalase domain containing 5
Exons: 4
Coding region: 175-675 (166 amino acids)
Source: RefSeq, a predicted model, not a curated record
CGAAUCGUUCACUCACGAGCCAACACUACUCCACAAAAUAGAAUUUAGAAUCACGAACGACCACGAAAUAUUUUCACGGUAGUUGCUAUGUUUAAAAUGAAACAAAACUCGCUCGAUCUGCACGCCCUGAUCAAUAUGCGAAAGGUGCACAACUAGGAAGUGUGCAGUUGCAUAAUGGCACUGCAGAGAACUGCCUGUCGUUUUUGGACCGUCCAGAGGAUUUUGCUUAAGAAAGACUUUACUCGAACGCAAGAAGCCGUAAAACGCAAAGGGACAUGUCCGAUAGAAGUGAGCCAUUUGGACCAUUUGGUGCUGACUGUGAAAAGUGUGCCGGACACGGUCAAGUUUUACACGUCUGCUCUGGGCAUGGAUCUUGUCACGUUUAAGGGGGACCGUAAAGCUCUGAGCUUUGGGAAGCAAAAGUUGAACCUUCACCAGCUGGGCAAGGAAUUUGAGCCCAAGGCCAAGCAUCCGACUCCAGGUUCUGCAGACUUGUGUCUCAUUACCAAAACCCCUCUGACUACUGUCGCUGCACACCUAAAGGUGUGUGGGGUGCAGAUAGAGGAGGGCCCGGUGGACAGGACGGGAGCGGUGGGGACAAUCACCUCUCUGUACUUUCGAGAUCCGGAUGGCAACCUCAUUGAAGUGUCCAAUUAUCAUCAAGAAACACCAUAAAACAGUUUUGUUUUCAAAAUGUAUGUUUACUUGAGAGAUUAGCGGCGGGCCGUUCUUUUGGUACCGGGUUCCUCACUGCGGUCUUAAUCUGUGUCUUUUCAACUUUUACAAUUUGUCACCUUGGCUUUGUACAUAGGUUGUGUUUUCUCUCAUUAAACAGUCAGGACAGUCUGACAACAUUGCAACUUCAUUGUUAUUCCCAAGCAAUGCAAGGUGCAUCCGCCCUUGACUUUGUUGUUCUUAAUGAGAGAUGAGAAUUCAAUAAAGCUAAUUUUGGAAAUCA